Molecule: messenger RNA, 402 nt
Organism: Staurois parvus
Lineage: Eukaryota; Metazoa; Chordata; Amphibia; Anura; Ranidae
Source: the annotation of a GenBank genome assembly
AUGUGCCACUUUCAGGUCUCCUCACACUGCUGGUGGGUUCCAUUUUGUCAUAGGGUGCUGGCAGAUUACGGGCCUCCCAUUGCUGCUGCCAGGCCCGUAAUCUGCCAUGGGCCCCUGUACCGCCUCCUCAUGCUGCUGCCAGGUCCAGAGUGUCUCAUGGGUCCCUGUACGGCCUCCCAUUGCUGCUGUCUCCAUCGCCACACUGUGCCAUGUGCCACUUUCAGGUCUCCUCACACUGCUGGUGGGUUCCAUUUUGUCAUAGGGUGCUGUAUGGCCUCCCAUUGCUGCUGCCUCCACCGCCACACUGUGGCUCCACACUCUGGUUUUGGCCCCGUGACUGCCCAAAUGAGUGAAGUGUGCGGUGAUUCUAAGAUCGACGGCACUCAUCUGCAUGUCAUACUG